CCGUAUUUCUGCAUUGUCAACAACACUGUGACUAGCCAUCCUCAUUAAAGACUGACUGUAACAGCAUUCGUAGGAUUUGCUUUAUUUAAAAUUUAAUACUCGAUCUCAAGAAGAAGUUGUUUUUGUAGGCCAUUCAAAAACGUGUUUCAUAACGACAAUGAGCUUUGAAAGUUUACCGUCCAGGUCAGAGGUGAUGGGCUGGAAUUUUGCAAUCCUGGCUGACUAUCUCAAAAAAAUGAAACUGUCGGGGUGUGACAGAGUAGUAAUGAAAAAUAACAUGAGUGGAGCAAAAUUCUUGAACAUGUCUGAUAAAGACCUCAAAAGGUUUCCCACAGCACAUAUUCCAUUUAUCACAAAGAUCUGCAAAGAUAUUAAUCAGAAUAACAAACAAAAGAAAACUCUGUCUAAGCGAUCAGAACCGCCAGUGCUUCCACAUCCAGAGUCUAAUCCUGGCGGAUGGGACUCUGAUGAAUUUGAGCAAGAGCAAAGCGACAGUGACUAUGAAGAACCAGAUAUCAAUAACUGUGAGGAAGACAACUACAUUUGUGCAGACGCCCAAGAAAGUGACGAUGAUUAUGAACCACCCCCCACUAUACAAUCUUCAGAUAUACCAAGUCACUUACGUGUUGCCCAGCCUCUGGGUGGUGGUGAUUACUUGGAUAGCGUUCCUCGUGGUUCAGCUGAUCGGACUGCAAAGGUUACCAACAAAUCUGCAUCCUUUCCCAGGGGGCAUAUUAAUGCUAAAUCACGACCAGAUCCAUCUCCCCACAGGCCUCUCCCUCCCUCUAAAUCAAAACCUGGCCCUGGUGUGCCAAUGGUAGAUCGCAGUAAGAAACCUGGUCCAUUUUCUCCGUCAAAAAAAGAUCCCGGUGUUGCCGGCAAACCAGCAAAAAUUAACGCUGUAAACAUUACUAGCAACUUACCAACGUCUUCCACAGCAAUGCCGGUGUUACCUUCACCAAAAUUUAACUCACUACAGAGAACAGACCUUCCUCCACCACCUGCAAAUGUUAUGAUGGGGCAGGACAUGGAUCCUCAGUGGUAUGUGGGUCAGCUGACACGAGGUGAAGCAGAAGUUGCCCUAAAACAAGCCAAAAAAGAUGGCUCUUUCUUGAUAAGAGACAGCUCAAAGGGAUGCCACGAGCAGCCGUACACACUCAUGGUGCUGCACCAGCACAAAGUGUACAACAUCCAGAUCCGUUUCCUUGGAAACAAGGAUGGCUAUUCCCUAGGCACAGGCCUCAAAGGCAUCGAGAAUUUCCCCAGUGUUAUGGACAUGGUUUUCCAUCACAUGAAGACCCCACUGUUUCUAAUAGAUGGAAUGGACCGUGGAGGUGGACCUCAGGGACAGUGCUGUCUCAUCCACCCAGCAGGUUUCUAAGCCGGACAG
This is a messenger RNA of Triplophysa dalaica, 1390 nucleotides long. RefSeq names its product lymphocyte cytosolic protein 2b (gene lcp2b). Bases 158 to 1381 code for a protein of 407 amino acids. The transcript has 15 exons. Gene Ontology annotation, biological process: intracellular signal transduction; cell surface receptor protein tyrosine kinase signaling pathway. Lineage: Eukaryota; Metazoa; Chordata; Actinopteri; Cypriniformes; Nemacheilidae. The record is from RefSeq and is a predicted model, not a curated record.